GGGCAGACAAACUGUACGUCCGUUUGUCCGGAGCGGAGGGGAGAGUGGGCGCCAUCUUCUUCUAGGCUCACUGAGGGCUCCACCUGGGCAGGCUGCUGCGACGAAGAGUGUCCCCCGACUCCGGCCUUGUGUGUCCGACUCGGCAGCAGUGAUGUCUACUUGGAAUUUGUACUUCGUUUUUGCUGAGAUGAUUAAUUUCCUCUGGAACAAAGAAGACCAUUUUGUAAUGCCCAUAGUUGUGGUUCCUAUUAUUGCUUCACUUUUAAUAGUUAAGUUGCUUUUACAGAAUUAACAGGUCUCCAAGAAAUUUUAAAAAGGUCAUUAUUGCUGUGGUUUGAGCUCAGCAUGGCUGUAGUCAUCCGUUUACUGGGGCUUCCUUUUAUUGCGGGGCCUGUGGAUAUUCGUCACUUCUUCACGGGAUUGACUAUUCCUGAUGGAGGAGUGCAUAUAAUUGGAGGGGAAAUUGGGGAGGCUUUUAUUAUUUUUGCAACAGAUGAAGAUGCAAGACGUGCCAUAAGUCGUUCAGGAGGGUUUAUCAAGGAUUCAUCUGUAGAGCUCUUUCUUAGUAGUAAGGCAGAAAUGCAGAAGACUAUAGAAAUGAAAAGGACUGAUCGCAUAGGAAGAGAGCGACCAGGAUCUGGGGCGUCGGGGGCUGGCAGCUUGUCUAACUUUGUUGAGGCUAUUAAAGAAGAAGCAAGUAAUUCUGGAUAUGGCUCUCCAAUUAAUCAAGAUGCUGGGUUUCAUACUAAUGGUACAGGACAUGGUGAUUUAAGGCCAAGAAAGACACGGCCAUUGAAGGCAGAGAAUCCUUACUUGUUUCUGCGAGGUUUGCCUUACUUAGUAAAUGAAGAUGAUGUACGUGUCUUUUUCUCUGGUUUGUGUGUGGAUGGCGUGAUUUUCUUGAAACAUCAUGAUGGCCGAAAUAAUGGUGAUGCCAUAGUAAAAUUUGCUUCAUGUAUUGAUGCUUCAGGCGGUCUUAAAUGUCAUAGAAGUUUUAUGGGUUCAAGAUUCAUAGAAGUAAUGCAAGGCUCAGAACAACAGUGGAUUGAGUUUGGUGGUAAUGUAAUUAAGGAGGUUGACAUUCCUGUGAGAACUGAAGAACGUUCUCCACCAAGAGGAAUUAAUGAUCGACAUUUUCGAAAACGAUCUCAUUCAAAAUCUCCCAGAAGAACACGUUCUCGUUCUCCUCUUGGAUUUUAUGUUCACUUAAAAAACCUGUCCCUAAGUAUUAACAAGAGAGAUUUAAGAAAUUUCUUUAGAGAUACUGAUCUGACUAAUGAACAGAUUAGGUUUUUAUAUAAAGAUGAAAGAAGAACAAGAUACGCUUUUGUGAUGUUCAAAACUCUGAAAGACUAUAACACUGCUCUGGGUUUACAUAAGACUGUCUUACAGUAUCGUCCUGUUCAUAUUGAUCCUGUUUCUAGAAAACAAAUGCUGAAAUUCAUCGAAUGUUAUGAAAAGAAAAGACCAGUGUCAAUAGAAAAAGAAAGGCUUGGACAUAUUUCACAAAAAUACCCUCAAGAAGGCUACCCUGGCCAGAAACUGUGUAUAUAUAUAAGAAAUUUUCCUUUUGAUGUUACAAAAGUGGAAGUGCAAAAGUUCUUUGCAGACUUUUCUCUUGGAGAAGAGGACAUUUACUUACUUUAUGACGACAAAGGAGUUGGUCUGGGAGAAGCACUGGUGAAAUUCAAAACAGAAGAACAGGCCAUGAAAGCUGAACGUUUAAACCGGCGGAGAUUCUUGGGGACAGAGGUAUUGUUAAGACUUAUAUCUGAGGCACAAAUGCAGGAGUUUGGUGUAAAUUUUUCCUUGAUGCCCACUGAGAGAAUGCAAGACCAUUCACAGUCAUGUGAUAGAGAUGACCAUUCCCAUUCAUUUGACUCAAGUGAUCUACCAAUAUACUCAGUUGGCCCAUCUGAAAACUUUAGGCAUCAGCAAGAGGACUUCAGGCAACUGGACAAUUUCAGGCAAACCCAGGCGGAUUUCCGACAGCUUGAUAGGAGCGUUCCAGAAGACUUUAGGCAUUCCCCAGAGGACUUCAGGCACUCCCCAGAAGACUUUAGGCGCCCUCGGGAGGAACACUUCAGGCGGCCUCUUGAGGAUUUCAGGCACCCUUGGGAGGAGGAUUUUAGGUACCCUCGGGAGGAGGACUUCAGGUACCCUAGAGAGGAGGACUGGAGGCGGCCACCUGAGGAGGAUUUCAGACGGCCUCCCAAGGAGGACUUCAGGCGACCCCCUGAGGAGGACUGGAGACGGCCCCCGGAGGAGGACUGGAGGAGGCCCCCGGAUGGAGACUUCAGGCGGCCACCUGAAGAGGAUUGGAGGCGGCCUCCUGAGGAGGACUUCAGGCGGCUUCCUCAAGGGGAAUGGAGACGACCACCUGAGGAGGACUUCAGACGACCACCUGAAGAGGACUUCAGACGACCUCUUGAGGAGGACUUCAGGCAGCCCCCUGAGGAGGAUUUCAGGCGACUUCCAGGGGAAGACUUCAGGCGACCUCCCGAGGAGGAUUUCAGGCGUUCUCCGGAGGAGGAUUUCAGGCGUUCUCCCGAGGAGGAUUUCAGGCGACCACCCCCCGAACACUUCAGACGGCCGCCCCCGGAGCACCUAAGGCGGCCGCCCCCGGAGCAUUUCAGGCGGCCGCCGCCGGAGCACUUCCGCCGGCCACCCCAGGAGCAUUUCCGCCGGCCGCCCCAGGAGCACUUCCGCCGGCCGCCCCAGGAGCAUUUCCGCAGGCCACCCCAGGAACAUUUCAGGCGCCCCCGAGAGGAAGAUUUCAGGCACCCACCGGAUGAAGAUUUUGGAGGCCCUCCCGAUGAAGACUUUAGGCAUCCUCCUGAGGAGGACUUCAGGAGCCCCCAGGAGGAAGAUUUUAGAUGCCCUUCUGAUGAGGACUUCAGGCGGCUCCCGGAGGAAGACCUCAGGGAACCUCCAGAGGAGGACCCUAGACUUCCUGACAGUUUUAGACCUCCUGGUGAGGAGUUUAGGAACCCACCUGAUGACUUUAGAAGUCAUCGCCCGUUAGUGAAUUUUGGUCGCCCAGAAGGUGGCAAGUUUGAUUUUGGAAAGCGCAGUAUGGGAAGUUUUCCUGAGGGGAGAUUUAUGCCUGAUCCAAAAUUAAAUUGUAGUUCAGGUAGAGUAACACCUAUCAAGAUAAUGAAUCUUCCAUUUAAAGCUAAUGUUAAUGAAAUUCUAGACUUUUUCCAUGGUUAUAGAAUCAUACCUGAUUCAGUUUCGAUACAGUAUAAUGAGCAAGGAUUACCUACAGGGGAAGCCAUUGUUGCUAUGAUAAACUAUAAUGAAGCUAUGGCUGCUAUUAAAGAUCUAAAUGAUAGGCCAGUUGGCCCUCGCAAAGUUAAGUUAAUUUUGCUCUAGAGAGCAUUUCUAAAUUCAGAGUUACUUCCCCACAGUAUUGAUGCAGUAAAAUGCAUUUGUUUUUUUUUUAAGUGUUUGUUUUUAAUGAUCUAAUGAAAAGGAACAUUUUAGUUUGACUUGUGAGUAGAACAAAUGUAAAUAUUAGAAUGUGAAUCUGGUUUUCUUUUGCUUGCAAACUGCCACUCUUUCUCAUUUACAAUUAUAUAUGGCUUUUUUUUUUUUUUUUUUGGACAGUGGGGGAGAAAAUUACAAGUGCAUUAAUUUUUGUUGAUGUCUUGGGUAAACCUCAAAACUUGUAUAGUAGAGCUGUAUUUGGGGAAGAUACAUUUUAUAUUCACUUUUCGUUUCCCGUCUGUAGUCUACAUCUUAUACUGUAUAAGGAAAUGGUCAGUGACUGAUUGUUCAGGUUUAGCAUUUUUAUUGCUAAUUUGCCUGCAGAAUUAAUGCCCUCUUCUUUGUCCAAGAUAUUACUGUGUUAGCUUCCCGUUAAUUAUAAAUAGUUGAAAAUAGACAGACUGUGAAUUUGAAGUUUACUUAUGUAAAAAGUUUAGAAGAUUCUUGAAGUUUUCAUGUUCAUAACUUUGCAAAGUUUUAUAAAAAUAAAAAAUUGCAAAUGUAUAGACCACUAAUUAACUUUACUUGUAUUCAUAUAAAAAAAAUUACAGCUUCUUCUGUGAAGUUCUCAACAGCUACCUUAGUAUUUAUGAUAGAACGGACCAAACAUCCUGUAAUAAUAGCGUAGAGAGCUAUCUGUAGAUCUGUGGUUUCCUCUACAUUUCAUCAACCAAACUGCUAAGUUUUACUCAAAAUACUUAGAAGACAAAAAGUAACUGUAGCUAUAAAGGACAUUCAGGCUUCUGCUGGGAAGAAUCUUGAUAAAUGGAUAUAGUUUGUUUUUAGGAAGAAUUUAGAAUUUAGUCCUUUAGUAGGUUUUUUUUUUUUGGUAGUUUUUAUUAGGUUCUCAUUUUUAAAUUUCAAGACUUUGAAUCCAAAGACUCAAUAACUAAAUAUAAUCAGACUUUUAUGAGACUGAAUUUUGACUUCUUCGAUAUUUAGUGUGGGCGUUUAUAUUAUAAACAUUGGAUUUGGCUUUUUUUAAUAGCCCAUAAUAAUAUUAAUGGCUAACAUUUAUUAGGUACUUACUGUAUGCUAGGCAGUGAAAGUGCUUUACAUGCAUAAUCUCAGUUUAAAUAUUCCCUAGGAAGUAUGGACUAUUAUAUCUAUUUCAACAAGUGAGAUAAUGAAGUUUAGAGGUUAAGUAACUUGCCUAAAGUCAUAGCUAGUAAAUCAUGGAGCUAAUUUCAACCCAGACCACUGACUCCAGUUCAUGCUCUUAACACUUUUGCCUAUUAACUUUAAGUGGUACUUCUAAUUUUAGUAAGAUCAUGCUGAAGAUAUUUUGAAGAGUAAACCAGUAUGUUCUUUACACAUUGCUGCUUUAAAAAUAGCAUUAAAAGCAAAAUUAAUAUGCUCAUUGUUCAUAAAAGACAAACUAACUUUAAAAGUUUUUAUGUAUCCAGGGCUUCUCUUGGAUAGUAACAUUAGAUAUUGACUUCUAAUUAAAAAUUGUUUAUCAAAUAUGAUUUGGCUUUGGCCUUUUAGUUUACAUAAAACCAGGUUAAUUUUUCUCAGUUCUGUGAUCCAGAGGUUUCCUACUUAUUCUUAUUUCCUGAGCAAAUAAGAAUAAAAUUUGAAUUUACAUAUGGUAGUUUAGUCACUUAAUAAUAGGAUAUAGCAGAAGUAGAAUACUUUGUCAGCACUUAGCUAUUUACCACCAUUUUGGAUGAAUCUUCAGUGAUUUAAGAAGUCUAAGAGAAACCAACUCAAGUUUCUGUGUGUUUAGUUCUAGUGAAUGUAACUUCUAGUAGAAUGAAUAAACUGGUAAAAUUACA
Mustela erminea (ermine) is the source of this 5267-nucleotide messenger RNA. RefSeq names its product RNA binding motif protein 12B (gene RBM12B). The coding region runs from base 346 to 3375 and encodes 1009 amino acids. NCBI's taxonomy places the organism in Eukaryota, Metazoa, Chordata, Mammalia, Carnivora, Mustelidae. The record is from RefSeq and is a predicted model, not a curated record. The transcript is spliced from 4 exons. Gene Ontology annotation, molecular function: RNA binding. Gene Ontology annotation, biological process: regulation of RNA splicing. Gene Ontology annotation, cellular component: ribonucleoprotein complex; nucleoplasm.